Messenger RNA from Cynoglossus semilaevis (tongue sole), 738 nucleotides. Its product is annotated as 1-phosphatidylinositol 4,5-bisphosphate phosphodiesterase beta-1-like. Gene Ontology annotation, molecular function: calmodulin binding; phosphatidylinositol-4,5-bisphosphate phospholipase C activity. The transcript has 3 exons. Gene Ontology annotation, biological process: memory; phosphatidylinositol-mediated signaling; G protein-coupled receptor signaling pathway. NCBI's taxonomy places the organism in Eukaryota, Metazoa, Chordata, Actinopteri, Pleuronectiformes, Cynoglossidae. The record is from RefSeq and is a predicted model, not a curated record. The coding region runs from base 133 to 597 and encodes 154 amino acids. Gene Ontology annotation, cellular component: nuclear speck; cytoplasm.
AUAUUAAGGUAAUCAGUAAAAACACAUUAGCCCAAAGUAACCCAUUCACCUUGCUUCAUAUGUGUAGGGUGUAAAAUGCACCCUUCAACCUUUUUGACCCAUGCGUAUCUAUAAUCUGUUCCAGAUUUAUCUAUGCAGCUGAAUCUCUCCAUGUUUGAAUACAACGGUCGGAGUGGCUACAGACUGAAGCCUGAGUUCAUGAGGAGGCCGGACAAGCACUUUGACCCCUUCACGGAGAACACCGUGGACGGCAUUGUAGCAAACAUGCUCUCUGUGAAGGUGAUUUCCGGCCAGUUCUUGACUGAGCGGCGGGUGGGUGUGUACGUGGAGGUUGAGAUGUUUGGACUACCUGCAGACACCAAGAGGAAAGCACUGAAGACGAAAACCUCUCAGAACAACGCCAUCAACCCAGUGUGGGAUGAAGAACCAAUCAUCUUCAAGAAGGUGAUCCUUCCAACCCUGGCCUCGCUGAGAAUCGCAGCUUAUGAGGAAGGAGGAAAGUUUAUCGGCCAUAGGAUCAUUCCCGUCUUGGCUAUAAGACCUGGUAUUUUUUGUUUAUUUAUUAUCUUUUGUUCCAUUUCUCUGUCCAUAGUUUAAUAUUUUCACUAUUGAAUUUGAGUCACUUGGUUUUAGCUUUAAGCGUUUAGCUGAUAUCAACAGUUCAAAACAGAGACUGUCGGCCGACAGUGUUUAUUUCAAUCUACUGAUCCCAAAAACUCCAUUAAUAACAAGGAAAGA